AAACAAAGUGUGCGCUACUGAAACUAAUUUCCAUAGAGAUUACUGAGAAGUGUGUAGAGAAGAGAGAGAACGCGGCUCACGGCUACGCGUGGUUUGCGUGAAAUCUUUUUUCCCCCUUUGGAAUUUGUUUUGAUUUUUAGGAAAAUUUGUUCAUAAUUAGUUUCUCCAUUUUCGCCUCAAUCCAAUCCCUCUUUCGUUGAAUCUUUCCCCCUUUUCAAUUUUGAGAAAAAAAAACCCAAAAAAACAGAGGAUUUUUUCUGUUAGGUUUAGGGUUUUUGUUGAUAAUUUGUGCAGAAAAUCUGGUUCUAUAGUAUAGUAAUCGCGGAAACGAAGAAUCAAAGAAUUAAGGGGUUCUUAUCGCGGCUUACAGGAACGCUUUUGUUACUGCGAGUAUGGAGUCUGCUAUAGUGAUCAAGGUCAAAUAUGAGGACACUCUCAGACGUUUCAACGCUCGUAUACUUAAUGGGGAGCUUGAGCUCAACUUGGACAAUUUGAAAGCAAAGAUACUUUCCCUUUUCAAGUUCAAUCCUGAUACUGAGCUUAUACUUACGUAUGUGGAUGAGGACGAUGACAUAGUAACUCUCGGGGAUAAUGAUGAUCUGCGCGAUGUUGUAAGGCAAUCCCUGAAUCCUCUGAGGAUUACUGUGAAGCUGCCAGAAAAGAGUGGCUGGGCUGCUGCUAAGAGUAGUGGAACCAGUACCCCCGUGAGAUCUCCUCAGCUAUCUCAGAAUCUCAACUCUGGUGUUCAAGAGAUAUUGAACUCUUUUCCAGAGCCAAUCCGCCGGACUGUUACAAAGAUUUGGACCGAUGUGGGAGCCAAUGGCACUCCCUCUGGUCAGACUAUUGAUGAUCUUGUGCAGUUGUUUUCAGAGUUGGGGCUCCCAUUUCUGAAUAAGUUAGCAGAAGUUCAAGCUCCGGCUCAGGUUAGUAGGCCUGGAUGUCAAGAUGUCGCAGUCACAGAGGUUGAACAGACUGUAUCUGACGUUAAAAGUACAGGAUCUUCAUCCUCGAAAGGCAAGGAGGCUAUUCGUAGCCGUGAGUCCAUAGCUGGAGAAGGGAAGAAUGAUAAGGAGAGUCCUGUAAAUGUCAAUGGUGGUGUGAAGGCUGCAGUCAAACAAGUUCCGGGAUUGGAGGCUCUGAAGGCUGCCCUUGCUUCCACUAAUACAUCCCUUGGUGUUCAGACUGGACCAAGUGAGAAGAUAUCUUCUGGCAAGAGUGAUGAGCCUCCUUGUAGUGGCAAGUUUGUGAACUUAUCAUCCUUCAAAGCUUCACCUGUUACUACUGACAACGAGGCAUCUCAAAAGAAAAAAGAGUCAACUGGCUCAAGGCGUAUCAAUGCACAUGCUUUCCCUUGUUACCCUGUUUCUCCAUUGUGGUCAAAUUUGAACUCUGAGUCAACCACACAAAAUGGUGAGACAAAGGAUUCAAAUCAAACUGAUUUGGGAGCAGCCUUAUGCAUAAACGAGUGUCCGUUCUCUGGGGUAUCUUUAGGAAAUGCUCCCGCUCAUCCACAGCUUUCUUCCUCAGUUGGUCAGAAGGAAAGGAGGAGCAAUUUGUAUGGGGAUGGAUCAGGAAUUGUUUUCCAUCGAGGAGUUCGUUGUGACGGAUGUGGUGUGCACCCAAUUACUGGUCCUAGAUUCAAGUCAAAAGUGAAAGAGGACUAUGAUCUUUGCAGCAUUUGCUUCAACCAGAUGGGGAACACUACUGAUUACAUUAGAAUUGAUCGGCCCAUGACUUACCGACAUUCCUAUGUCAAAGGGCUCCAUGAUUUGCAUCACCGAGGACUUCCGCAUGCACGCCCUCCUCCACCAGCCUUUAGGUGUGGUGCUGUGAAAUCUAGUCGGCCAAAGCUGGAUAGUCGCUUCAUUCAGGAUGUAAACAUUCUGGAUGGCACUAUCAUGGCACCAUUGACACCUUUCACUAAGAUUUGGCGCAUGAGAAACAAUGGUUCCGUUGUAUGGCCUCAAGGUGCACAGCUGGUUUGGAUAGGAGGAGAUAAGCUAAGUGAUGCAUUUUCUGUUGCCAUUGAGAUUCCCCCUUCUGGUUUGGCUGUGGAUGAGGAGCUCGACGUAGCAGUUGAUUUUAUUGCUCCUGGACGCCCUGGUCGCUACAUUUCAUAUUGGAGAAUGGCUUCUCCAUCUGGUCAGAAGUUCGGCCAGCGAGUUUGGGUUCUUAUCCAGGUGGAUGCUUCUUCAAAGGAAAUGCCUUAUGAUGGCUUUCGUGGAUUUAAUCUGAAUUUACCACCUGUUAGCAAUAGCAUUCAUAGCCCUGAAAUUAUUAGUGUAAGCCCUGUGCCUAUGGUGGAAGACACCUUGCCUGAUGGUGAGAACUUGAAUGAAGCUUCUGCUGUGCAUUUGGUAUCAUCACGAGAGAAAGAACAGGAGGCUAACUUUCCCAUCAAUGACACAUUGUUCGUCGGCGAUAUUGCCGGAUUACGCCCAGUUCAAGGGGGACCUUCAUCUUCAGUUUCUUAUCCUAAUAUUGAUCUGUCUGAGCUUGCUGAUCCAGUGGUUCCUUCCCCUCCUGCAUCUACUGUUACCUUGGUGCAGACUCAAGAUGUCGAAGGAAAAUCUGAGGUGGAGGAGACCCUCCUGAAAGAUCUUGAGGAAAUGGGGUUCAAACAGGUUGACUUGAACAAGGAGAUUCUCAGGCUGAAUGAAUAUGACUUGGAGAAAUCUGUGGAUGAUCUUUGUGGCGUGUCUGGUUGGGAUCCCAUACUUGAUGAGCUGCAGGAGAUGGUAAUUUCAUCAACAAGUUUUUUUUCUAUGUUUUCCAUUCCACUGUUUGUAGUUGAAUCUAAUGUUGAAUGUGUGCUUGUCCUUUCAGGGUUUUGUUGAUAAGGCGACCAACACAAAAUUGCUGCAGAAGAAUAAUGGAAGCAUCAAGCGUGUUGUCAUGGACCUUCUUGCUGGAGAGGAGUGAAGAUGUCAAGAUUGUCGUUUACCCCCUAUAUAAAAUAGUGUGUGGAGUCUUUGGAGUUCUAAGAUUUGUUAGUGACUUGGAUGUUCAAGUCUUUUGUCUUUUACCUCUGUUGCUUGGUUGUUGAGACCAGCGUGACUUGUGGCUAGUUUCGAGUAUUAUACGAGUCGUUUUUAAUCAUGUGUUAUUUAUCCUGCAGUGUCUGCUGACUAUGAAUGUGUUCUAUGAAUGAAGAAAGUAUUGCAUGUACUCUAUUAUUUUCAAUCCCAAAAUGAUUGCUUGGCCUGGACUUUUUACCCGGACAGAGGAUAUAAAAAUGUUGAACGGUAGC
This is a messenger RNA of Oldenlandia corymbosa var. corymbosa, 3250 nucleotides long. NCBI's taxonomy places the organism in Eukaryota, Viridiplantae, Streptophyta, Magnoliopsida, Gentianales, Rubiaceae. The record is from the annotation of a GenBank genome assembly.